Messenger RNA from Protopolystoma xenopodis, 660 nucleotides. The record is from the annotation of a GenBank genome assembly. NCBI's taxonomy places the organism in Eukaryota, Metazoa, Platyhelminthes, Monogenea, Polystomatidea, Polystomatidae.
CUGCUCGGCAGGGCAGAUCGGCUCGCACUGAAUGAGGCGCGACCGACCGUCACUGCCGCCGCUACAGCGUCUGGGUCGCUGGGCCGUCGAACGCAAGGCCUGCACGAGACGGAGCGGGCAGCCGGUCGGUCGGACAGGCCAGACUUAGGCUUAGGCUUGAGGCGGCAGAGAUCGAUGCUGGCCUGUCCUGCCCCAGACGGCCAGUCCUCGUGCAGACGGGCUCAGAGGCCUAAAAUUCACUUUGCCUCAUCCCGUACAUUCCCGUUUGUGUCUACUCGUCUCUUUGUCUGUCGUGUGUGUGUGUGUGUGUGUGUGUGGUGUAUUGAAGAGGGGAUUGAGAACGGACAUUUGCUUAGUCUCAACCAGAAAUGGAAUGACAUUAGGCCGAUCGAUCAGCAAAGGAUACCUCAAACGAGACACACAGACAGACAGAGGAACGUAGGGAAUCCACGACACCAACCAGCCAACCGGCCUGCCUUAGAGAACGGCUCGACGACCUCAGACGCUCUUGUCGUCAUGCCAGACAGGCCUCUCCAGCACACCCACACACCCACACACCUCAGCCUUGGGCACAGUUCGCCGCCUCUGCUCUUCCCGCUUGCAGACUCGCUCUGUCCACCUGUCCGUCUGCCCGGCGCUGGUCUCCGCCUCACCCGAUAA